Molecule: messenger RNA, 255 nt
Organism: Acaulospora colombiana
Lineage: Eukaryota; Fungi; Glomeromycota; Glomeromycetes; Diversisporales; Acaulosporaceae
Source: the annotation of a GenBank genome assembly
AUGUUCGACUUCAAGCACAUUAGACCGUGGGAUAGACAAUACAUGGAAUUGCCCGGACCUGCUGUGCUAUUCGCAACUCCGGGCAUGCUUCACAUAGGAACAUCCUUGGAGGUAUUCAAGAAAUGGGCACCAUACCCCGAAAAUAUGGUCAUCAUGCCCGGUUUUUGUGUGGCGGGAACCGUUGGCGCCAAGGUACUGGAUGGCGACAAAGAAGUCCAAGUCGAUGUUUAUAAUAAAGUUCAGGUCAAGUUGCAA